AGAAUAUUCAGUCGUAUCGAGAACUUGAGAGGGAAACCCAGGGAAAUUCUUGCGCGUCUCCGCAACCCUCCGAUUAAAUCCCACGUCGGUGGAGUCACGCGACUGCGUCGCGGUGCAUCGUUUCAACGUGUUGACAGGCUUCUUUAACGACACAAAGAUGCUUGUUAAUUAUUCCAAUAAUUUAUUGAAAAACGUUCACGAAAGUUUAGCCGCGCCAGAGAGCGGCAAAACAUUCUUGAUACAAGGAGAUUAUGACUACUGGCACUAUGGUUGUGAUGGUUUUAACGAUAGGGGUUGGGGAUGCGGCUAUAGGACGCUGCAAACUAUCUGCUCGUGGAUCAUAAAUAAUGAGAACUUAGCAAAAAAUGUUCCAAAUCUUACUAAAAUACAAGAGACUCUCGUAGAAGUGGAAGAUAAAGAUAAAUCGUUUAUCGGAUCAAGAGAAUGGAUAGGGAGUCUUGAAGUGUCCAUUGUUUUAAAUCAACUUUAUGAAGUUCUCAGCAAAAUAAUUCACAUUUCGAGCGGGAAGAUGUUGAUCGACCAAGUGGAUAAUAUUAAAAGACACUUUGAGGAAUUUGGCAGCCCAAUUAUGAUGGGUGGAGACAGAGACUGUUCUAGCAAAUGUAUAGUAGGACUGCAUAUCGGAAACGGAAACAAAAGUGUAUAUCUAUUGAUCGUGGAUCCGCAUUUCGUUGGAAAAGCGAAAAGUGCUGAGCAUUUGGCGAAAGAUCGAAUAUGGUUACCUCUACGAAAGCCAGACAAUAAAGGAAGAAUUGUUUUACUGGUACGCGCAACUCGGCAUGACCCAACAAUACAUAAAAUAUCAGAUCUAGCUAAGAUUGGUAUAUUGGGGACAGAAGCGGCGAUAAAGUAUUAUCCCGCAGGAUCCAUAUAUGGUUGCAUAUUUUACGUAGAUGGAUCCUUUCCAACUCCACGCCACAUUUUUCAAUUCUCUCCCAAUGUGUUAAAAAAUUUGGCCCACUUAUGGCAGAGUUGCUAUCCUAUAAGAUGUCAAAAGAUUGUUGCUUUUAACGUACCGACAAUUCUUAAUAUUAUUGUAAGACUUUUUAAAUCUUUUAUAACGGAAAAGCUGAAAAGCAGAUUUUACGUUUAUUUGUACCUGAACUGUUUCGAAGAUAUUCCAGCUGAUGCCUUGCCAGUCGAAUAUGGCGGUACCGGUGAAACACUGCAGGAGUUAACAGAAUAUUGGAAAAAAUUUAUCAAAGACAGUCGCGACUGGAUUACGGAGAAUGAGAAUGAUCAAACUGUUCAGAUAGCUGAACCUAAGCAGGUACCAGAGGAGAAAUCUCAGCAGACAUAUCUAUAAUUAUUAAUCGCUGAAAGUAAUCAUUUACUAACUAUCAUUAAAACUAAGAAUCAUUCAUUAGAUUUUAAAAUGUACAUGAAAUGCUGGUCUACGUGGAUAAGGAAUUCACAUGGUUUACCUAAGGUGACACUAAGAACUUAGAUUAUUUUUUCAAUUAUAUAUAUUUUAUGUAUUUUUGAAAUAU
Molecule: messenger RNA, 1511 nt
Organism: Solenopsis invicta (red fire ant)
Lineage: Eukaryota; Metazoa; Arthropoda; Insecta; Hymenoptera; Formicidae
Gene: Ufsp1
Product: probable Ufm1-specific protease
Exons: 7
Coding region: 158-1327 (389 amino acids)
Source: RefSeq, a predicted model, not a curated record